ACAUAAAACAACUUCUAGAUAAAACAUGCAUUUGUAUUAGUUAUUUGUUACUUUAUUUGUAUUUAUGCAUGUAUGUAAUUAGAUGUUUGAUUUUAAACUAGUACUUAUUAAGUUGCUAAAUGUGUAGGUGUGAAAUUAAGUCUUAUGUGUUUCGCUUACCUUUAUUUUGAAAAACCAAGGUUGGGUAAUACAGAGGAAGUAAACAGUCCAGUUAUUGCUUAAUUCACAGCUUCAGCUGAGCGCUUGUUAAAAUCCACCAGUGGGUUCCCUUCCACAACUAAACGUAGCUUAGAUUUAAAAAAAACGAUGUCAACAGCAAUGAACUUCGGAACCAAGACCUUUCGCCCGCGUCCACCGGACAAAGGAGCGUUUCCCUUGGAUCAUUUCGGUGAAUGUAAAUCGUUUAAAGAGACAUACAUGCGAUGUCUUAGAGACAACCAUUUCGACAAUUCGAGCUGUCGAGGAGAGUCUAAAGAGUACCUGGAGUGCAGGAUGGACAGACAGUUAAUGGCAAAGGAACCCUUUGAAAAACUUGGAUUUAAGGACUUCAUGGAGAAACCAGCAGAAGAAAAUAAAGCCAAAUCCUGACCAAAUAUAAUGGCUUGCGUUCACAUUAUGUUAAACAGUUAUGUGUUAUAUUUAUCUUGAUAUCAACUGAUAAACUACUAUAACAAGGAUAUUUUAAAAAUAAAUAAAUAAUCAAGGUGUGUAUGUGAAUAAUAA
Carassius carassius (crucian carp) is the source of this 723-nucleotide messenger RNA. It is a transcript of the gene cox19, whose product is annotated as cytochrome c oxidase assembly protein COX19. The transcript is spliced from 3 exons. The record is from RefSeq and is a predicted model, not a curated record. Gene Ontology annotation, biological process: mitochondrial respiratory chain complex IV assembly. Gene Ontology annotation, cellular component: mitochondrial intermembrane space. The coding region runs from base 307 to 588 and encodes 93 amino acids. NCBI's taxonomy places the organism in Eukaryota, Metazoa, Chordata, Actinopteri, Cypriniformes, Cyprinidae.